AUGGACAGCAAACAAGACCCAGAAAUGGAGGUUCAGUCUCGUAUUUCGCUAGAAGACCUAGCACCCGAAACUCUACUCGCAAUCAUGACUCAGUUAACUGAUCUCGAUUCGUUAUAUACUUUGAUCAUGGCAUCGCCAAAAGCAUGGCGCUUGUUCAACGAAUACGCCUGUCUCAUCACCGAAUCUGUCCUGUCUUCUCCAGACUCUCUCCUAGCUCCUGGUAUCCAACAAUUUAUACGUGCCCUCAUCCUGAUGCGCAAUUCUCAAGAACUGUUCGCGUGUCCAGACGACUUUGUCUAUUUUAUUCAUAAACACAUGGCAAAGAAUACCGAUAACGGCCUUAAAUACGAUGACUUAGACAAUCUCACGGCUAAAAUUACUGCUUCUCUCGCAACUGCCAUCACAGUCGACAAGCCGCCUAGUGACAUACUCUGGUCUGUUGUGGCAACAGCCCGACACAUCUCAGUCCUCACACAUGGCUGCUUGGAGUUUUAUCUCGCCCGCAUACGAAGUCCUUCGUUUACACCCAAAUAUCUCGACAGUACUCGCAAUUGCAUCGACCCCGGUGACCCAACGCCUCCUUGUAUGCUUGACUUUGAGGGUACUCCGUUAGUAACAGCAGACAUCGGGCAGCCCAGCUGGGUCGAAGAAACGCGAGUUUCACGAGCUCUGUGGUUCGUUCAACUCGCCCAUGAGAUGAUUCUGUCAGCUCCUCAAUGGAGAAACCCUAAGAAUGGAGCCGAAUUCAAGAAGCCGCAAGACUUUAUCCGUGAAAACGUAAAUCAUUCGGUCAUAAAUGGCCCGGCUGAAGAGGCAAAAACCGUCAUAGUAUAUCUUGAAAGCCUCAAAACGCAGCCAGAAACGAAGCAAAAGGGACCUUACUACCGCCUCCCUCGGCCACUAAAGGGCUAUAGUGAUGCGGGCUGGGUAACGCCUCUUCCCGAGCUUCAGCAGCAAGAAUGGGAAGAUGGCCAUUGCUAUAGGUUGGUUUAUCCCAAUAAAGUGAUUGAACUCGAUUUGCCGCCUGAAAUGGAGGGUAUGAAAGGCGAACCGUCGAGAGCGACAGUCGCCCGCUGGGAUCAGACAUGUGCUGCCAUCGAUGGGCCUUCCACCAACAUAGAAUACUGGGCAGGCCUCUCGAGCGACAUGCUUUCAUCGCCCAUAAUAGGCGUCACCUUCACUUCUUAUCGCCGACUGGGAUUCGCAUUGUGGGACAGGAAGCGGAUGUUUUUCCUGGGCUUCAUUCCAGGGCUAUACGAAACUUGGUCCUUUGAGAAGAUAGCCCAGUACAACUUCGCUUGGGAAAGCAUUCUUCCCGCCGAAGAAGCACGGGGCUUGAAAGAGGCGCAACGAGCAAGAGCAAGGUUUAAUGAGUACCUAUGGCCCAAUGAGAUUAUGUGGUAG
This is a messenger RNA of Trichoderma gamsii, 1404 nucleotides long. RefSeq lists its product as hypothetical. Bases 1 to 1404 code for a protein of 467 amino acids. The transcript has a single exon. NCBI's taxonomy places the organism in Eukaryota, Fungi, Ascomycota, Sordariomycetes, Hypocreales, Hypocreaceae. The record is from RefSeq and is a predicted model, not a curated record.